Molecule: messenger RNA, 1105 nt
Organism: Chanos chanos (milkfish)
Lineage: Eukaryota; Metazoa; Chordata; Actinopteri; Gonorynchiformes; Chanidae
Product: cytidine deaminase
Exons: 5
Coding region: 87-488 (133 amino acids)
Cellular component (GO): cytosol
Molecular function (GO): cytidine deaminase activity; zinc ion binding
Source: RefSeq, a predicted model, not a curated record
CUUUGAUACUGUACAGUAUAGCCUACGUAUAUAUACAUUUGAAAAAACAUAGGGUUUUGCAAACAGCAGAAACUUUGGCGGUUAAGAUGGCGGUAGCGGAACUUGUUUCCAAGUGCCUGCAAGCACGCGACAUGGCGUAUUGUCCUUACAGCAAGUUCCCAGUUGGAGCCGCCAUUUUGACAUCAGGGGGCGCUAUAAUCACUGGUUGUAAUGUGGAGAAUGCGUCCUAUGGUCUCACGGUUUGUGCUGAGAGGACAGCCAUACAAAGAGCUAUAGCAGAGGGACACAGAAGCUUCACAGCCAUAGCGGUCACUUGUGAUAUAAAAGAUCGUUUUGUGGGACCCUGUGGAGCCUGCAGACAGGUACUGGUGGAGUUUGGAGCAGACUGGGACAUCUACCUGACCAAACCAGAUGGAUCCUACAAAAAAACAAGCCUGAAGGAACUGCUGCCUUUAGCCUUUUCUCCAGCUGACCUCACAAAGAACUGACACACACACACACACACACAUUUUAUUUGACUGAGGUUUAGUUAGGAAUUUCCAGCCUUAGUCACAGGGAUGUAUUUGCACAUUUAAAGAAAUCUAACCCAACACUUAUAAACGUGAUCCAACUCAGCAAUGACUUGAUGGUUUAUGAGUAGCUUACAAUGCUGUUAGUAAACUUAAUAUAUCAUGUUGAUUUUUGACUAGAGCGAGACUAUAAUGUGAGUUGGGUCCUCAGGAACUGAACCAAGUAUUAAAUGAAUUUAAGUAGCUGUCCUUAUACUGGUAAUGUAACACUACCUCAUUGCUGUCAUUUGUAGGAAAUAUUAUGUGUUUGGCCAAGAACAGGGAAAUCAUGGUCAUUUCUGGUAAAGAUCAAUCAUUGCACCAUUCCCAGUUUUAAAUCAGAGAAACACAAACACAGCAUGGUUACGCCUUAGGAGUGGAGAUUAUCGAUUGUAUUCACCUGAUCUUGCACACCAUGAACAGUUCAAUUUUAGUCAAAGAUCUGAUCCGUAGAACUGCUGUAACCCGUUUUAUGCCUGCGUGUAGUUAGGAUUUUGUGAACAUAGGUUCGUAUUGAUAACACAGGAUAGAGUUUUACACUGAUCGAUUAAACACUA